Molecule: messenger RNA, 1066 nt
Organism: Electrophorus electricus (electric eel)
Lineage: Eukaryota; Metazoa; Chordata; Actinopteri; Gymnotiformes; Gymnotidae
Source: RefSeq, a predicted model, not a curated record
AUGGUGUGUGCAUGUGCUUCUCUAGUGUCAUACCACGUGACCGUACCUGAGGAGCAAGUGGUGGCGGUCCGGGGCAGUUCAGUGGUUCUGGGCUGCGAGUUCACCCCUGACCCUGAGGCUGCCCCUAACUUCCCCGACCUGGUGGUCAACUGGCAACGGGUGGAAGACUCCCAAGUGGUCCACAGCUUCUAUUAUGGGCAGGACCAGCUGGAGCGUCAGGGUAGAGCUUACUGGAACCGCACGGCUCUGUUUAUUUCAGAGCUCGGAAGGGGCAACGCGUCGCUCCAGAUUGGGCCCGUGGACCCGGGGGAUGUGGGACGCUAUUUCUGCGUUGUCAGCACAAAGGAUGGAACAGAUCGGGCGGAGCUCCAGCUGAAUUACGCAGCUUUCUACACGGAGCCCCAGUUGAGCAUCGACGUCAACUCCUCCAGCAUCACGGUUCGCUACAAGGCAGAAGGCUUCCCCAAGCCAGAGGUACGCUGGUUGGGUGCGCAAGGGGAGGACCUCCAGCACCAUGAGGAGCUCUCCUCUAGGGAGGCGGGGCUUUACCACUUGACGAGCAGCUACAUGGCUGAAACCCACUCCCUCAAUGUCACCUUUAUGCUAAAGAACCAACUUCUGAAACAGGUCCUGAAGAGGCCCGUGAACGUCAGUUAUACUGGUGAGAAUGGUUGGCUGUUUGCCUCAGAUCAAAAUUCACUGCUGGAUGUCUCAGAGAAGGAAGUAAGGUUUCUCAUUGUUCACAAGGUUUCUUAGUCCAACUGCUACUCCUAGCAUUGCCUUUCUCGUUAAGAGCUCAUUAAGAUCAUUAAAGUCUUAGAUCUUAGAUUAGUUUGUUUUUGAUGUAGCAGGCUGUGAUAGGAAUUAAAAUAGAACUAUACAUAGACUAUAAAAUACGUAUCAAUUACAACAACGAUUGUUCAGGACCCCAGACAUUGCAGUGUAGAAUCUCAGAGGAAAGAAUCAGUGCUUUGAUUCAUCUCAGUCACUCUGGUGGAAUUAUAUAACUCAAAGCACACUACAACAUUACCACCCUACAUUCUUUUGGCGUGUUUGUGUUGGCAGG